Molecule: messenger RNA, 1392 nt
Organism: Salvia miltiorrhiza (redroot sage)
Lineage: Eukaryota; Viridiplantae; Streptophyta; Magnoliopsida; Lamiales; Lamiaceae
Product: zinc finger BED domain-containing protein RICESLEEPER 2-like
Exons: 6
Coding region: 1-1392 (463 amino acids)
Source: RefSeq, a predicted model, not a curated record
AUGUUGACUCCAAACACUGAAUCAGCUCAAGAGUCGACUACUAGUCCGGCAUUUGUAUCUCCUAGUGUAGAUGCUUUGGAUGGAGGUACACCACAAGUGGAUACGAGUCAGACUCAAGCUGAAGAUGUUGCUGAAAAUCCAUUUCAGCCUAAGAAAAGCAAGCUUCAGAAAUCUAAGGGUCAGCAGAAUCUCACCGUUACGAAGACAUUAUCAAUGAAAGAAACAGUGUCUUCGGUGCAGAAUUUUCAGUACGACCAUUCUAAGCUUAGGGAGAUUAUCUCACACAUGAUUAUUGUGCAUGAGUUGCCCUUUUGCUUUUCAGAAUAUGAGUUGUUCAAUUUGGCGAUGCAAACUGCCACGUCUCAUUACCAGAAGAUUAGUAGGGCUAUGGCAAAGAAGGAUUGCAUUUCUUCUUACAAGAUGGAGAAGAAGAAAUUGAUGGUGCAGUUGAAGUCAGUGAAUCAUUGGCAAUUACAGAAGAUGACUUUUAACUUUUAUGACAUUCCACCACCACAUACCGGGAUUGCAAUUUCUGUCAUGCUGCAGAAGUGUUUGGCUGAGUGGGGAAUAGAGAAGAAAGUGUGGACUCUCACUGUUGAUAAUGCUGCGAAUAAUGAUGUGGUUGUUCGGCUAUUGAGGGACAAUCUCUUAUUCAAUGGGACACUUCACUUAGGUGGAAAAAUAUUCCAUGUGAGAUGUUGUGCGCACAUCCUUAACCUCUUGGUGUUAGAUGGCUUAACUCCUAUUCAAGAUAUCAUUUACAAGGUGCGAGAAAGUGUGAAAUAUGUAACAGCUUCAGAGGGACGUGUCAACAUGUUCAGUGAAAUUGCAAAGCAAUUGCAAUUGUCUUCCAAGAAACUGGUUUUGGAUUUUUGCACAAGGUGGAACGCUACAUACUUCAUGUUGUCAGCUGCCUUAGAGUUUAAAGCGGUCUUUCCACGAUAUCAGCAAAGGGAUGUUUCUUAUAUCUAUUUGCCUACUGAAGAGGAAUGGAAGAGAGUUCAAAUUGUUUGCAAUUUUCUCAAGGAUUUCAAGAAUGUUACUGAUUUGAUCUCAGGUUCUGAGUAUCCAACAUCCAAUCUUUUCUUACCUCAACUUAUUGAAAUCAAAUUGAAAUUGGGAGCUAAUGUUGAAGAGCUAUAUAGAGCUGGUAGUAGUAUUGGAAGGAGUAGCAGUAGUGAAAAUGAUGUUAUUGCUAGUGAAAGGGGCAAUGCUAGUGUUUUGAUAGGAUCUAAUCCAAGUAAUUAUGCUAGAUAUCUUCAAACUGUUGAUGAUGUUGAAGAUUUGAAAUCUGUUUUGGAUACCUAUUUUGAAGAAAAAGUCAUCAAAUGGAAAGAGCCUGGACAUUUUGAUGAUGACACUCAAGACAUCAAAGAAUAUACAAUGUCUUGA